Oikopleura dioica is the source of this 1278-nucleotide messenger RNA. NCBI's taxonomy places the organism in Eukaryota, Metazoa, Chordata, Appendicularia, Copelata, Oikopleuridae. The record is from the annotation of a GenBank genome assembly.
AUGAGAGUAAUUGGCUCGCAAUUAAUCUUUGCAGUCUUGGCGAACAGUCCCAGUAUGCUUUCAGACGAAAAAAUCGGCAAACAUAAUUGCUAUGAAGGAUUCGUGCACGUACACGCGCCCGAGAAAAACAUUGGCGAGGGCAAGGAACUCGUCGAGUUCUGCGCGGAAACUUGCACAAUCGCUUCCGAAGGUGGCAAAAACCCGAGGGCUUAUGUCAAAAUGAAUCCAGCGAGCAAGUGCUUUGUCAAUUGCGUCUGUAUGGAAGAAAAUCAUAAAGCAAAGAGACUCGACAGACAGAGAAACGUAAGAGAACUUCGAAUCAUCACGGCCGAAGCUGACGAAGCGGGGCCAGUCUUUGGCCUGUCCAGGGCGCCAGUCUCGAUCCCAGAGGACCAGAACUCGGUGCAGACAACUUCCUCCGGCACAGUUGCUGAUCAGCAAGGCCCGUCAGAAGCAGACUCGGCGAUUCAGUUGACUUUGACGCCACUUGGUGCUCCUCAUCCGAAUCAACAAAAUCCUCCUCAUCCUCAGAUGGCGGUAAACUCUCUCUACGACCAGCACUACAUCGGUGCUCCCUUGGUGCAUUACCCAGCCACUGACUACACCUCGACCUCCGCCUUGUCCCAAUUGCCCACUCCGAGCGUCAGCAAACCUGCCAGCUAUUCCGACAUCUCCUCUGUCGACGUCUCCCUCUACCAAACUUCCUACCAGCCGUUUUUGCCUUCACAGCCCUCCCUCGACCUCGCUCAAAGUUAUAACCAGAGCUACUCGCAUUACUACUCCAACGGGCCUUACUCGACCCCGUCGAACGGAAACUCCCAUCUCAACGCCGCGCUGAGUCCGACUGGCCCCGUGACUUUUGGUGGCCAAGACAGCAUCGGACUCAAAUCUGAUCAAUCGUCGCCGACUGGUCUUCAAGGAAAAGAUGAUGGGCCGACCUACGAAUGGAUGAAAAUCAAGCGAAACCCUCCGAAAACAACUCCUCCGAAGAUCCCUGAAUACGGCGCCUUUCAACCCCAGGCUGGAGGAAACGGGAGCGGUCGAACGACAUUUUCAACACGACAACUGACGGAAUUAGAAAAAGAGUUCCACUACAACAAAUACCUGACGAGAGCUAGAAGAGUGGAAAUCGCCUCCAAUCUUGCUCUGAACGAAACUCAAGUGAAGAUCUGGUUCCAAAAUAGACGAAUGAAGCAGAAGAAACGAGAUAAAGAAGCGGAGAAGAGAGACCAGCGGCCAGAGAUCGAGACCAAAUUGGAGCCAACCCAGUCACCCUGA